Messenger RNA from Sycon ciliatum, 2277 nucleotides. RefSeq names its product mucin-like protein. Gene Ontology annotation, biological process: cell-matrix adhesion. NCBI's taxonomy places the organism in Eukaryota, Metazoa, Porifera, Calcarea, Leucosolenida, Sycettidae. The transcript is spliced from 9 exons. Bases 1 to 2277 code for a protein of 758 amino acids. The record is from RefSeq and is a predicted model, not a curated record.
AUGGUUUUAGACUUUCCCAGCUCCAUCAUCAGAGUGACGGGUGCAACGACUGUGUCAGCAGCGGCAGCAAGCACCCGGAUUCCUCUGCCGUCUGGAUUUAUGUUUGGCAAUAGCUACACCAACUACACUGAUCUCUAUGUGUCGCGGAACGGCUUCACGUCGUUCACCGGCUACAACGGUGCACAGGCGUUCAACAACACGUCGGAACACGACGCCAUCGUGGCCCCGUUCUGGACAGACCUUGCCAAUGUGUCGCCCACAGAGGGGACCGUAACGACAGCCGUUGUAACCAGCACCUUGCAUUCUGCUGUCAUGGCAAGUAUUAUGAGCGUGGUGAGAAAGGAGCAUCAGCCGACACACUCGUUCCGGCCGAAAGAGGCCGUCAUCAUCACCUGGCAUAACCUGCAGUCUAGUGCCGACGUCACGAAGAAGAAUACGUUCCAGACCAUACUGGUCAGUGACGACUGCCAGUCGUUCGCCAUCUUCACCUACCCGCACACCGGUCUCUCCUACAGCGGCAGUACCACCAGGCCGGCGUACAUCCUAGCGGGAACCACACAUCACCUUGAAUCCGGCUCCGAAUCCGCUCACAAGAUAUCCGCAGCAGCGGAAACCCAGAAGGUCUACAAGCUCACGCCCGGCUGCGGGCCGAAGCGGCAGGCGGAGCUGUGCCUGCAGCUCAAGACGCUGCCGUCGUCGCACCUGUCCUACGUCACGGUCAAGUGCCCGGCUCUGCGCGACACGGUCGUCGAGUCUCUGCUCUUCCAGCCGUACAAGCGGCAAUUUGGCAGCAACUGCUAUCGGACAGCUCCGAUCACCGGUCAGGACACCAACGCCAAGCUUGCCAGUAUCUGUUGCUAUGACGACAAUGGUGGCGUCAUUACCAGCGGUGCGGCGACUGCGUACGUGAUGUAUUACCAUGACGACGACGACCGGCUGCUGGCGUGCCACCAUGCCGGACGGCUGGCGUUCUUCUUCAGCAACCGCCUCUCACCGCUGGAAACACAACAGCGUACUACACUCAAGCAGGGCUAUGUGUUCGGUGACCCGCACGUGCGCACGCUGACCAGCAAGGAUAUUGAGUUCCAGCGCAGCGGAGAGGUAACCCUAGCCCAGACCGCGGUGAACAUGUAUGGAAUACAAACGGAGAUGGACGUGACGGGAAGACUGCAGGAAGUGCCGGCAAACACACACUCUUAUACCUCCAUCACCCGGGUGGCCAUAACAUUGACCGUUGGCGGCACCGUGGAAACGUACGAGGUGUUUGAAAAGGACAGCGAGCUGAAGGUCUACCGCCAGGGCUUCGACAUCUUGUCGACUGUCGUCGCCAAUCAGGUUCAUGGUCUGUCGAUGGUCGAUGGCGUACUUGUAGCAAGCAACGGGGCUGUUGGUGCCUGUGUGGUCUUGCAAUACGCCAGUGUCCUGGCUGUUGCAUUUCAAGUGCCUGGGAACGUGGGUGCCAGCGUUACUGGCCUGUGCAACAUUGAUUCUCAAUUGCCCUCCCUGAACCUCGCCAUACCGGUGAACAUCGACUUUGCCAAGCAACUCUACCAGGUGCCCAUGACAGCUAGUCCGUUUGUGUACACCGACGGGCAAGGCUACGCUCACUUCAACCCAUCGACGCCGAUCACCUCGCAGGCGUCGGCGACCGAUCUCAUUAGCGGCGUCAGCGAGCAGGUCAAGAAAGCGUGCCAGGGCUCUACGGCGUGUCUGGUGGACGCUGCCAUUUCCAACGAUGUUCAGUUUGGCAUCAAGAGCCGGGAUGUUCAGACGUCGCUCGUUGCCAAGGAGAAGAAGAUUGGUCUUACUCCGCCGAUCAUUGAGAUCAACCCGCCCAUCCUGCAUGCUACCUACCAGCAGACAUCGUAUGUAACGGUCACUGCCGUGGCGUACACCGGCCGCACCAUCUACAACAUCACGCUUCAGAGCAUCAGCGGCAUCUCCGCCGGCCACAAGGUGACCACCGGCGCGUCCUCACUGACCUUCCAGUGGACACCGGCUGUGCGUAGUCCAUCCGUUGCCUCCGUGGUGUUCGCCGCCGUCGACUCCAGCGGACAGUUGACCACGACGGCGCUGCGCAUCACCCUAUGUAGCUGUCACGGCACGUGCAUACCGGAGCUGGAUGCCGUCAAUCAGUUCACAUUGCUGAAGUGUGGCACAUGUGACCGGGGUAAGAGAAGCAACGUAUUUUCCCGGAUACAAGUCACACCUUUUUACACCAAACAACACUCUGAUCUGCAAAUGGUAAAAAAACCCAGUGCACAUUACAUUUAUUGA